GCCAUCCCCGACCAGCACACACUCGACGCACUCUGACCAUGGCUGAUCAAUUCUUGGGCUUUGACCUGAGCACCCAGCAGCUCAAAGGAAUCAUUGUCGGCUCAGAUCUCAAGCUGAUCCACGAGACCAAGGUCGACUUUGACGCCGACCUGUCAAAGUACGGCAUUGAGAAAGGCGUCCUCACCAACCAUGACGAGGGCGAGGUGUUUGCACCCGUCGCUCUAUGGCUCGAGGCCAUUGAACUGGUGCUGCAGCGAUUGAAAGACCAGGGCGCCGACUUUUCAAAGGUCCAGGGUAUCUCGGGCGCCGGCAUGCAGCACGGCACCGUCUUCUGGAGCCAUGACGCAGAGACGCUGCUGGCCAGUCUGGAUGCCGGCAAGACAUUGCUUGAGCAGCUAGAGGGCGGCGCAAAGGGCGAGAGGAAGGGUGCAUUCAGCCACCCAUUCAGUCCCAACUGGCAAGAUGCGAGUACGCAGAAGCAGUGCGAAGCCUUUGAUAAGGCACUGCAAGACCCUACGAACCUGGCACUGGCAACUGGCAGCAGUGCUCAUCACCGCUUCAGCGGUCCUCAGAUCUUCCGCUUCCGCGAGAAGUACUCCAAGGCCUACAAAGAGACUGCACGCAUUUCUCUGGUAUCCUCAUUCCUCGCAUCCAUCUUCCUAGGCAAGGUGGCCCCCAUGGAUAUCUCGGACGUGACUGGCGCAAAUUUGUGGGAUAUCAAGAACGGCCGCUGGCAUGAAGACCUGCUUGCCCUCGCUGCUGGAGGCUCCGAGGGUAUCGAAGAGCUGAGGAAGAAGCUGGGUAAUGUGUAUGAAGAUGGUGGAUCCAGCUUCGGUACCGUAUCGCCGUACUUUAGCAAGCGCUUCGGAUUCCCGUCGUCGGCCCAGAUCAUUGCCUUCACUGGAGACAACCCAUCGACCAUCCUGGCUCUCCCCCUCCGCGCCUCGGACGCCAUUGUCUCACUCGGCACGUCGACAACCUUCCUCAUGUCGACUCCACAGUACAGGCCUGAUCCUGCAUACCACUUCAUGAACCAUCCCACGACGGCUGGACUCUACAUGUUCAUGUUGUGCUACAAGAACGGUGGUCUAGCCCGCGAGCACAUCCGCGAUGCCAUCAACGAAGCCGCUGGCUCCUCUGACAAGUCCUGGGACAAGUUCAACGAAACAGCCCUCACUACGCCUGCUCUGGGCCAAGCACAGCCCUCGGACCCCAUGCGUCUGGGCCUCUUCUUCCCUCGUCCGGAAAUUGUUCCAAAUGUCAAGGCAGGCACAUGGCGCUUCCUUGCAAAGGACAACAAGCUGUCGCCCGUUGCCCCAGAAGCCGCCCAGGCCAAGACAGAAGACAAGGCGUGGCCGAUUCCCCAAGCCGACGCCCGCGCCAUCCUCGAAUCCCAGUUCCUCUCUCUACGCCUACGCUCGCAAUCCCUCGUCUCGCCUCAAGGAAACCUCCCCGCCCAACCCCGCCGCAUCUACAUGGUCGGCGGCGGAGCCGUCAAUCCCGCCAUCGCUGAACUCGCCGGCCAGGUCCUCGGCGGCUCCGACGGCGUCUACAAGCUGGAAAUCGGAGGCAACGCCUGCGCCCUGGGAGCCGCGUACAAAGCUGCAUGGGGCGUACAGCGCUCGUCGGCCACGGAGAAAUUUGAAGAUUUCCUCGAGGCGCGGUGGAACGAGGAGGGCUUCGUCAAGAAGAUUUGCGAGGGCUACCGAAAGGGCGUGUUUGAGCAGUAUGGCGAGGCGCUCAAGGCGUUUGACGAUGUCGAGAAGGUGGCGCUGAGGGAAAAGGGUGAGGCGGAGAAGGCGGAUGAGACCAAGGAGGCCAUGGGGCUGCAGGGCUUGGAUGCAAAGAGGUAGAUUUUGCACACUUUUUGUAAGGCCUUUUAAAAUAAAAUGAUACUCUUGUUUG
This is a messenger RNA of Exserohilum turcica Et28A, 1905 nucleotides long. RefSeq lists its product as uncharacterized. The coding region runs from base 39 to 1853 and encodes 604 amino acids. Lineage: Eukaryota; Fungi; Ascomycota; Dothideomycetes; Pleosporales; Pleosporaceae. Gene Ontology annotation, biological process: xylulose metabolic process; D-xylose metabolic process. The transcript has 3 exons. Gene Ontology annotation, molecular function: D-xylulokinase activity. Gene Ontology annotation, cellular component: cytosol. The record is from RefSeq and is a predicted model, not a curated record.